CGGGUUAGGGCUCGUGUCCAGCAUGGCGUUCGGGUUUGUUUAGUGCUUGUUCAACGCGUGGAGCCAAAAAAAAAAUCUCAAUAAAAUGAGUUCUCAGAAGGGUAACGUGACAAGGUCGCGGGGUCAGAAACAUCAAAACACCUUUGCCUACAAAAACGAUAAAUUCGGAGCGACAGCACAAGUGAAGAAAGCAAAUGCUAAGAUCCACGAUGGGCUCUGUCGACACUGUAAGGAUGUUCUGGAGUGGAAAGUGAAAUAUAACAAAUACAAGCCGCUGACACAGCCCAAAAAAUGUGUGAGAUGUUCUCAGAAGACAGUGAAAGAUGCGUAUCACAUCGUCUGUAAGCCAUGCUCUCUGCAGUUUGAGAUUUGCUGCAAGUGUGGGAAGAAAGAGGACAUUGUUGUUCCGAUAAACUCACAUCUCGACAAGAAGGAGGAAGAGGAAAAUGAGCAAAGACCAAAAAAAUGUGGAAGGAAGAAAGACUUGGACUUUGACAGCGAUUUUGAUGAUGAUGAUGAUGAUGAUGAUGAUGACCUCGAUGGUGUAGAAGAUGAAGACUCUGACAGUGACUCAGGACCACAAAAGACGCAAAACAAAUGUUCAGCACCGCCGGAUGUGUCAAAAGUGACUAUUAAAGAUUAAAUCAUGUAAUUACUUUUAAACCUAUUGUUUUGUCUUUAUGGUGAGAUUUUUCCUGGUUUGACUAUGAAAUUUGCCAGUGAAUCAGUCUUGUGGGUUUGUAUUUGAACUUGAAAGUCAAACGACCCCUAUCCUCAACAGAACCUAAGUUUGACUUAAUAUUGCCCCAAAGAAAAUUGGGGCACCAACAGCGUACCACACAUUUAAUUAUUUCAGGACCUGUGAAGGCUCAGUCGGAAUCCUGGUCUCAGUUUAGCGCUACACUGUUCAGUUGUCCUGAUUAGACUCUCUGCUUCUUUUUCAAGUUUCAUUUUCAUUUUUAAGCUGUUCAGUAUAGGAUACAGAAAGACAUUAUUAAAUAUAUGUAUUUAUAUAUAUUUUUUUUUAUUUUUUUUACACCUCCCAAAAAGUUGAGAUGAUGCAUUUGAUGUAAAUGGAAAACGAUGUGCACUGAUGAGUAAAUCUUGUCUCGUUUCACAAUGUAAUAUAUUGAAAUUAUUGACAUUAAGACGUUUUAGAACUCAAGGUAAAAGUCAGGUUAUUUUGAAUUUGACAGCCACACUACUAAA
This is a messenger RNA of Salarias fasciatus (jewelled blenny), 1209 nucleotides long. RefSeq names its product chromosome 12 C9orf85 homolog (gene c12h9orf85). Lineage: Eukaryota; Metazoa; Chordata; Actinopteri; Blenniiformes; Blenniidae. The transcript has 4 exons. The coding region runs from base 86 to 643 and encodes 185 amino acids. The record is from RefSeq and is a predicted model, not a curated record.